AUGCACAUCUCCCCCCCAGUGUCCGGGUCCCCUCUCUCGACACUAUCCCUCUUCCUCCUCUUGCUCAGUAACACAGUCCUCGGCAGCACGUUGACCACCCCGACCCCGACCACAACCACCACGCAAAAUCAAAAGAAUGAGCCAGCGGCACCCCCGAACCGCGCCUACGAGGCUCCGCUCCUGACCAUAACCCCGGCCCCGGACUCCUCCGCCGUAUCCCGCCGUCUCCUCCGCGCCCGCCAAGGCGACCCGCGGUCCUCGGACGGCCGCACGAAUUUCAUCGCGUGGUAUUCCCAGUCCGGCGCUUGGGUCUCGGCGACAUGUCCGCCAGACAACUACUUUGCUGCGGAUAGUAAAUAUGGGGUCUGUUGUCCGCGGAAUAAUCCCUUCUGCGAGAUGGCGACGUCGUGUGGUGGGCCGUUCGGGAAUUAUGCUGUUGGGCCGACUGGACAGGCAGACUGUGGACCGAGUAACACCUGCGACACCAUAACCAUGCUCCAAACACAAGGUAGCACCGACGCGAGGAGAAUCAUCUUCUGCAUCGCCAUGUCGGAGCUCUACGUCCUUCCAAUGACUUGGUACCGCGUCACACAUCCACCCUCCGUUGCAACAGUAACGGUGACCCAAAGCACAACGGUGACGGCCACUCCCGGGGUCGGAGGGAGCCGCAUGAGUGGGCAAGCCAGCACCCCCUCCUGUUCGCCGCCUCCUAUUCUCCGACGAACAAUUACGGCCAUUUUACGAAGACAGCAGCUAGGCCAGGUCAGGAAGUGA
This is a messenger RNA of Colletotrichum scovillei, 774 nucleotides long. RefSeq lists its product as uncharacterized. Lineage: Eukaryota; Fungi; Ascomycota; Sordariomycetes; Glomerellales; Glomerellaceae. The record is from RefSeq and is a predicted model, not a curated record. The transcript is spliced from 4 exons. Bases 1 to 774 code for a protein of 257 amino acids.